Molecule: messenger RNA, 2211 nt
Organism: Aspergillus terreus NIH2624
Lineage: Eukaryota; Fungi; Ascomycota; Eurotiomycetes; Eurotiales; Aspergillaceae
Product: SH3 domain protein
Exons: 2
Coding region: 1-2211 (736 amino acids)
Biological process (GO): protein ubiquitination; ubiquitin-dependent protein catabolic process; mitotic cell cycle checkpoint signaling
Cellular component (GO): nucleus
Molecular function (GO): zinc ion binding; ubiquitin-protein transferase activity
Source: RefSeq, a predicted model, not a curated record
AUGGCGACAGCGCAUAAAGGCCCCGGUUUAGGGGACCUUGAAAAGGAACUCACCUGCUCGAUCUGUACAGAACUCCUAUACCAACCCCUCACUCUCCUCGACUGCCUGCAUACAUACUGUGGCUCCUGUCUCAAAGAAUGGUUCUCGACUCAGGCCUCCCACCGGCGCUCGUCAUCCGUUCAAUACACCUGUCCAUCAUGUCGUGCGGUCGUGCGUGAGACGCGGCCCAACGCUACAGUGACAACUCUCCUGGAUAUGGUCCUGGCGGCAAACCCCGAGCGCAACAAGUCAACCGCGGAGAAAGAAGAGAUAGCGCAGAGGUAUAAACAUGGUGAGUCGGUUUUUCCAACAUUGGAAUCUCCAGACUCUAGUCCUCGAAGGUCGGACGCCAGAGAUCACGGCUUAGGCGAGGGGGUGCGGCACCUGAGUCUUCAGGAAAGCGGGGCACGGCCCAGCGACACAGAUCGCCACCGCACACGUCGCUCGUCAAGAUCGCGCCGAGCUGAGAGUGUAGAUGGCCGCUCCCGUCGACGAAGAGAAGAAGAGCGUGCAUCGCGCCGACAGGCUCAACAAGAUGCGCGGGUGGAAGAACCAUCGGGACGUACACGACGAAUAGAGCACCAGUCCAGUCUCCGAUCGUUGUUAAGUUUAUCGGACACCGAGACUAUGGAGGAGGAAAUCUUGCGACAAAUCCUGGAAGAAGGUCUAUUGGACGAUAUUGAUCUCGACAAUCUCGGCCCGGCACAGGAAGAGGAACUCAGUGAGCGCAUCGCGGAUGCGUACCGUCGACGGCAUCGGCUACGGUCACGGUCCCAGCAGAGACGGGAGGUCCAAGAGCCACCAUCGCAAGCUCCAUCUCGUCCGCGUUCCAGAUCACAAUCUACACAGAGGCAGCAGCCGGCCCCCGUCUCCAACGAGACAUCGCGGAAUCCUCCUGUGUCUAGGCCGUACUUGCUUGACCCUCUGUUGCCGCGCGGAGGUCAUCCCGGUCAUCAUAGGCGCUUGUCGGACCAGGGAAGUAGUCGGAGGAGGACAUCGCCUGUCCCAGUCAACCCAGCAUCUACCUCCGACAUCGGUCUGCGACAAGCGACGAGGUCUUCGAGUGAUAUGGUCGCCGAUCGCCCUCGUAAUUCUCACAUUCCACGAGUGCAGACAUCGGGCUCGCGAACCCCAAGAUCACGUCGGGCCACGGAGUCUGAGCAGCGAGUACCAAACAUAUCGCUAUCGGGGGAGAGUCCACAAAUCCGGCCCAGUAGACCAUUGGUGGAUUCGCCGACCAUGGCUGGAUCGCCAGUGCAGAGCUUACAAAACGGGCCUCUCUCAGGACCAGAGCAGAUUGUUGGCAGUCCGUCGACAACCAGUUCCCUGACAGCGGAAGUUGGCAGGAACUCCAGACCGUCCUCGUCAAGAUCACACGCUUCUCGCUCACCUGGCUACCCCGAACCCUCCAUCUCGUGUGAGAGAUGUGGCAAGCAGAAUAUUCAGUACGAUCUACACAAGAAAUGUCCAUCCUGCAACAAUGGGAACUAUCAUCUUUGCCUACGAUGCUACCGUCUGGGACGGGGCUGUCUCAAUUGGAUUGGGUUUGGUCCAUCUGCAAAGGCUACGUAUGGCCACACAGCUGUCACGAGCGGACAACCUUCUGCGCCACAAGAACAACAGCAUGUACUACAAUCUGUCAGAUAUUCUCGCCCAUCAGAAGGAUCUUACAAGGCGCGAAGGGAAGGAAGAGACAUGACGAAUGAUAACCCGGCCAAGAGACUGCAGAUGGGACUGUUUUGCGACAUCUGUCAGUCUGUUGCCAAUGACUGUUCCUGGAAAUGCAACCAGUGUAACGAGGGAGACUGGGGCUUCUGCAACCGAUGCGUCAAUCAAGGGAAAUGCUGCACCCAUCCCCUUCUACCGGUCUGUCGGCUGGGUCCUGCUGUCAGCUCGAAUGGACCCACGGCCGCACAAACUGAGAAUGCAUCAGUCGAACCGGCAGGCGAAACGAAGAUUCUUUCCUUCUCAACGAAAUGCGACAUAUGCAUCCAGCCAAUUCCCUCAUCAACCCUUCGCUUUCACUGCCUCCAAUGCAACGAUGGGGAUUACGAUAUCUGUGCAAACUGCUACCUGAAGCUGGUGGCAACAUCCAAGAUUCGCAAGGAAAACGGACAUAAUGGGUGGCGUCGUUGCUUGAAAAGGUCACCGGAUGGUGGUCAUUGGCUUUGA